UCGCGAUUUUUUAUCUCAUGAUAUGGGAUUGUUACGCCGUGUCCGGGGUAAUUUGGCAUAAGCAACAGCAGAAAUUCGUGCAGUUGUUCAGUAUCCCGGAAUUCGCCGCUCUUCAUCAAGAAAUUCUGGCUAAACACCGGGCAACAGAGAAGCCUGACAUGAGCGGAGAAGUGGUGAAAGCUGUGUAUUUCGAGGAAAAGAAUAUGGUAAUGUUUUCCAAUAAUGAUACGAAAGUCAGCGGUGUUUACGGCGGCCUGUGGCAUGUUCUCGCGGAAUAUCUCAAUUUUACAUUUAUCCCAAUAAAAGUCACCGAUCAAAUUUUCGGUCAAAGACUGGAAAACGGUACUCAGAAUGGUUUAGUCGGCAUGCUCGCGCGAAAUGAAGCGCAAGUAAUUAUGAGAAGUGGAUUCUAUCCAUCUCGCUUCGAUGUUGUGGAUUAUACAACGCCUCUUUGGAGAAGCAGGUUUCACAUUUAUGUUCGACCGGAAUGGCAGUUCAAUAAUACAUGGGUAUUUACGUUAUUUUCGUGGCAAAUGUGGUUUUAUAUACUGUUUCUGUUCAUCAUCUUAAGUUGCGUCGGUUAUUUUUUGCAAAAAGUACCGACGGACAAGCCCAAACGCAAAAGAAAAGGCUCCGUGGAUUUUAGUCUAGGCGAUCAUUUUUUCUAUUCACUCGCCAUAAUGACCCCGCAAGGCUACGUACCCGACGCUUUUUACAACAAGUUCAAGAUCUUGUCGCUGUCGAAGAGUAUAUUCGCAUGGCUGAUAUUGUUAGCCUUUAGUUCACAACUCAUAUAUCGCAUGACAAAUAGAGAAAUGACGCUGCCAUUUAAGGAUGUAGACUCUCUCAUUAACAAUACAAAAUAUAUCUUAUUGGUGUGGCGUAACAGCAUCUUCUACAAUUCUUUUGUUCAUAAAUAUCGAGGCUUGAUCGGCAAACACGGUCCGACUGCGCGUGUGCGUUUUAUAGAUAUCGCGGAGGAUAUGCACGAUAAAAUUUGCAACAAGAUGAUCAAAUAUGCGAUGUUUGAGAUCGAGGACCGAUUUAUGGCAAUGAGCAAAAGCGGCUGCCCGCUCCAACCGAUGAGCAAUUUCAACGAGACGUGGAUAACGUUCGCACUCCAAAAGAAUUACCCCUAUAGGAAGACCAUCGAUACCGCACUCCUCAAAUUCAGAGAAAUCGGAUUGUUAGAUGCCUUUAGAGACUAUUGGCUUAAUACCAGAGUGGAGAAUAGAGAAUAUGGAAUAUUUAAAACGAUCGAUUUGCACCAAGUUUAUCUGAUUUUUCUAAUACUGAGUUACGGAGUGCUGAUAUCACUUGUGAUACUCGUUCUGGAACAUAUAACGUAUUAUUACGAAGAAAUGAAGAAUUCACGGCCAUAUAAACGCAGAUAAUAACAUUUCAAAAAUAUUUAAAAAGAAAUAUAUGACUAAAAGUCAAAUCUUAUAUUAACUUUUUAACUUCGGCAAACUUUCCU
Messenger RNA from Temnothorax curvispinosus, 1477 nucleotides. RefSeq lists its product as uncharacterized. Bases 18 to 1394 code for a protein of 458 amino acids. Gene Ontology annotation, molecular function: glutamate-gated receptor activity. The record is from RefSeq and is a predicted model, not a curated record. Gene Ontology annotation, cellular component: membrane. NCBI's taxonomy places the organism in Eukaryota, Metazoa, Arthropoda, Insecta, Hymenoptera, Formicidae. The transcript is spliced from 7 exons.